AUGAUUUUGAGAUUUCGCGCGCCGAAUGGAAUGCACAGGCUCGAAUGUGAAAAAAACUGGACUUUUGGAGCUGUCUUGGAGCAACUAAUCGUGAAAUUAGGAGCACAUGUGGAUGAGACGUCGUUAGCCAUUGGUGAAAAGCCAUCGUCUUUGAAGCCAGCUGCCACACUUGCAACGUCAACUGUUGAACAGCUUGGAUUAAAGCAUGGGGACAUGCUUUAUGUGAAUUACGGGACGAGAGAGGAUCAUAACGUUGAGAACGCAGAGAACCCAGAUAGGGAUCAAUCAUCAGUGAAAUUGAAUGCAGGUGUUGGAUUUUCUGCGCCUUUGAAAGUUAAGGAAUUGGCAAUUGACCAGGAAUUGGAAUCUCAAGACGGGCUUAUUCCACGGGCAAAAUCUAGUUUGUGUAGACACGGUGAUAAAGGUAUGUGUGAAUACUGUGCGCCGCUUCCGCCCUGGGACCGAGAAUAUCACGAAGAGCGUAAUUUGAAGCACAUAUCUUUCCAUGCAUAUUUGAAGCAACUCAACGAGCAAACCAACAAGAAAUCCAGCGCAAGCUCUUACAUCGCACCGUUGUCACAACCGGACUUCAGGAUUAAUAAGAAUUGUCCCACGGGCCAUAAACCCUGGCCCCAGGGUAUAUGCUCCAAAUGUCAGCCGUCUGCGAUUACGCUGCAGCAACAACCGUUCCGUAUGGUGGACUAUGUCGAAUUUCAACGUAGCGAAAUGAUCAACGAGUUCAUAAACAGCUGGAGAACCACAGGAACGCAACGGUUCGGGUAUUUAUACGGGCAUUACGACAGAUACGAAAGCACUCCUUUGGGAAUUUCUGCUGUGGUGGAUGCAAUCUACGAGCCUCCGCAACACGACGAGUCUGACGGGCUCAGUAUGGACGUAUCCAUGGUAGCCGAAGAAAUGCACAAAAUCGAUGUCGUUGCUUCGGACAUGGGACUCGUGCGUCUGGGGAUGAUAUUCACAGAUUUAACCGACGCCGGAGCUGGAGACGGAUCUGUAUUCUGUAAACGGCACAAGGAUUCUUUUUUUUUGUCGUCUCUCGAAGUAAUCAUGGCUGCGAAACACCAACUGAAGUUCCCGAACGCGUGCAAAUACAGCGAACAGGGCAAAUUCUCCUCCAAGUUCGUAACCUGCGUGAUCUCGGGCAACGUUGACGGCGAGAUUGACAUCUCGACGUACCAGGUUUCUGCGGGCGCAGAGGCGCUUGUCCAAGCGGAUUUCGUCGAGGGCUCGACGCAUCCGUCGAUGGCCUACAUUCAAGAAACGAACGCCGAUCGGUACGUCCCAGAAAUAUUCUACAUGCGCAAGAACGAGUACAACUUAGCGGUCAAAGAGAACGCCAAACCCGCGUUCCCAGUCGAGUACUUGCUAGUCUCAUUGACCCAUGGGUUCCCGAAACCUGACUCUUCCAGAAAACUCACGUUCAACAGCUCCCAAUUUCCAUGGGCCAAUCGGCACGCCAUGGGAGUUUCACAAGACUACCUCCAACUCAAGUCCUUGCUUCUGACGCCAGCCACACAAGGAGAUUUUGUUGCUUUGCAGAACCUACUGUCUGAUUUCCAUCUACUCAUUUAUGUUCAUUCUUUACAAAUUUUGAAUUCGGAAGAAUGGAAAAUGUUACUACAAGGAACCGUUCUAGGGAAACAAGACUCGCUAUACAGACUCGUGUCAACGCCAGGUUGGCAAACUUUCGUCAUGAUCCUCCAAGAGAGUUCGUGA
Messenger RNA from Lachancea mirantina, 1734 nucleotides. The record is from the annotation of a GenBank genome assembly. NCBI's taxonomy places the organism in Eukaryota, Fungi, Ascomycota, Saccharomycetes, Saccharomycetales, Saccharomycetaceae.